Malaclemys terrapin pileata is the source of this 1890-nucleotide messenger RNA. RefSeq lists its product as uncharacterized. The record is from RefSeq and is a predicted model, not a curated record. The transcript has 3 exons. Lineage: Eukaryota; Metazoa; Chordata; Testudines; Emydidae. The coding region runs from base 1 to 1890 and encodes 629 amino acids.
AUGUUGCUCAUUGUGUCCACCCUCGUGAGCCUCCUGCAACCGGUGCUGUCGGCGUUGUCGGGGGCUGUGCUGUGGCAGGGCCUGGAGCACUGGUACUUCCUGCUGGGCCUGCGCUUGCUGGCCAUGUACUUUGCCAGUUCGCCGUGGGAGAGUGCACAGCAGGAUAUGGCAUGUGCCUGGAGCCCCGGCCAGGAGGCGGAGACCCGGACCUUCUGCACCUCGGUCUGCUACAACCGCCACUUCCUGGUACCCGUCCUGCCCACCUGGGGCUUCUCCUUCCUCAUCGCCCUGCUCCCCAUCACCAUCAUCAGAAUGCUGUACCCCAAAGAGGAUCCUCACGGCAAGGGGGGGCAGGAGGUCACAGCGACGGCCACAUGCAACAAAGCCACCGAGCACACGUCGGUAGAAUCCUCCAGGGCCACCAGACCCAAGCUAGUUGGAGAAUCCAACAUGGCCACGAAAUCCAACAUGGCUGCCACGGUCCGGCUGCUGGGAGAAUCCAAGGUGGAUGCCAGACCUAAGCUGCUUGGGGAAUCCAAUAUGGUCACCAAAUCCAACAUGGCUGCAACAUUCAGACCAGUGGGAGACUCCAACAUGGCUGCCACCCCAAAGCUGGUUGGUGCGACCAGUGUGGCUGCCAGAGACAACACAGUUGGCCUGAGUGGUGUGACUGGGUCACCGGCAGGACCCGACAUGGCUGCCCAGCCGCCCUGGUGUGCCGGCGUCAUCACCGUGUGCAUCGCUGUGCUGCUGGCCACGGAGGUCGGAUUCCUGUGGGCCCUGCUGGCCCGGCAGCUGCCCAUGAUGUUGAUCAUUGUCUCCACGCUGGUGAGCCUGCUGCACCCGGUGCUGUCGGCCAUGUCGGGGGCUCUGCGGUGGCAGGGCCUGGAGCACUGGUUCUUCCUGCUGGGUCUGCGCCUGCUGGCCCUGUACUUCGCCAGCUCACCGUGGGAGAGCGCGCGGGAUGAUCUGGCGUGUGCCUGGAACCGCAGCCAGGAGGAGGAGAACCGGCGCUUCUGCAUCUCCGUCUGCUACAAUCGCCACUUCCUGGACCCCGUCACGGCCACCUGGGGCUUCUCCUUCCUCAUCGCCCUGCUCCCCAUCACCAUCAUGAGAAUGCUGUACCCCCAGGAAGAUUGUCAGGGCCAGGGGGGGCAGGAGGACAUGGCAUCGACCAGAUCCAACAUGGCUGCUGGGCACAGGUUGGUGGGAGAAUCCAACAUGGCCACUAAACCCAAGCUGGCAGGGGAAUCCAACACGGCUGCUAAAUCCAAUACGGCUGCCGAGCCCAGGCCGGUGGGAGACUCCAACAUGGCCGCCACCCCAAAACUGGUUGACACGACCAACAUGGCUCCCAAAGACAACACGGUUGGCCUGAGUGGUGUGACUGGGCCGCCGGCAGGACCCAACAUGGCUGCCCAGCCGCCCUGGUGUGCCGGCGUCAUCACCGUGUGCAUCGCUGUGCUGCUGGCCACGGAGGUCGGAUUCCUGUGGGCCCUGCUGGCCCGGCAGCUGCCCAUGGUAUCAGAGCCCAUCUUCCCCUGCUUCCCCGGCACCCCGGCCUGCCCCCCUGCCCUCGAGUGCACCAUAUGGGGCCAGGCUGACAAGCGCAUGGCGCUGGGCUCCCUGGCCCUCACCGCCUGCGUCAGCAUCCUGGUCUGCCUGGGCUCUGGGGGUGUGUGGCUAGGCCGGGCCACCUGUUGCCGUGGGAGACAGGAUGGGGAGCAGGCCCCAAAGGGGGGACAGAUGAGGGAAGGGAGCGGCCAGCAGCCAGCCUGGGACCGCACCUCGCUGCUCCUCAGGUCUCAAUUCGCAAUGCCAGAGGUGCCGGGCGCCAGCACGUUUUUCACUUUCAUAGCCGAGGACGCAAGCCCAGGGGCCUGGGGCUGA